AUUGCGACAUCUAUUUACAAUAAGAUGUGCUUUCAACCUCAUUCUUGCGUUUUCAUUCUGGCCGCAAGAAACGGGAAUGACGUCACUAUCUCCAUGUAUAAGAUGAGCGACUCACCAUAGCUCAAGAGGAUAGCAAGCUCAAACGACCUGCAGAGAGCUUCAAAUGUAUUUCACACUCUGGAAGAGCCUAGCAGUUGCUGCUGUGGCGAUACCAAUAGUCGAUGCCCACCUGAUCUACGCGUACCCCCUCUACAUCUUUGGCAAUUUUGCUGGUGCCGUCCUUCGAAACGUUUCUGUUAACCAAAUAUUUCACCAGUGCACACUUGCCGCCAUUGGUAGCUCCGCUGUCAUCAACCCCAAUGUCGAUACAGUAUACUCCCGUGCUGUACUCGGCUUGUCCACGCACGAUGUUAUCCUGAGCAUUCCUGAGGUCACCGAUCGGUACUGGGUCUACCCGGUCUAUGACUCCUUCGGCAACACAAUUGCCACAAUCGGUAUUGUUAACAACAACACAGCAGGCGAUUACCUCAUCAGACGUGCAGAUGAUGUUGGUGGAAAGCCUGGAUUCUACAACGACAGCUCCAUUGUCCAAUCCGGCAUUGACAGCCUCCAAGAAACUACCAGAUACGCUGGCGUCGUCAACCUGCCAACAACAUAUGGCACCAUACUUAUCCGUUAUCUGGUGCUGCAGAAUACCACCUCUGAUCUAAAUAUUAUACGGAAAUAUCAGAACGCAUCUUCGUUGACAGAAGUUCCACGUGCAGCAUCAUAUGCGCCAUCACCACCCAACAAUGCUUCGCUGUCUAGUCUAGCACCCAACAGCUCUCUACUCGGAAUCGACACACCAGCUAAGCUGCUUGACUUCGCUUCUCGCUUUGUCUUGUACAAUCAACCAGAGGUCGUCUCUGAGCGUCAAAGAGUUGCCGGCAAAGCAACGAGUGGCAACUUUCUACUGAAGCCUAUCAAGGCAACUUUGGAAAGAACUACGCCCAUCGCUGGCUACCAGCAACUUCCUGCACAACAAGUCCUUUACCCAGGCUACCGUAGCACAGGAUUUACCAGCCAAUUCUCACUCGCACCGAAUCAGUCUCUGCUCUGGACGUUCAGCGGCAAGCCACCAGUACAGGCCCAAGAUUUUGGCUUCUGGUCCGUCACCGUAUAUGGCGACGAUCAGUAUCUGAUACCGAACCCCAUCGGACGGAGCUCGGUGAGCGAUCGAACCUGGAACUUGACGUACCAGGGCACGAAUCAAACAAUAUAUGGCCCGAAUGCAAAUUCCACAACGAACGGACCUUUCCAGAUUCUGCUGCAGCCUUCCGACAUCCCACCGCCGGCGAAUUGGACCAGCAACUGGUUGCCCGUUUCUAGGAAUUUUUCCUUCAUCACUCGCUGGUAUGUCCCGUAUCCAGGCCUUACAAAUGGUUCGUAUGUCUAUUCAAAGAUAGAGACAAUCAAUGCUAUUCGUUAAGCUGGCACUGGGUAAUUCGACUCGGUAUAACAAAUCUUGCGCCAAAGUCCUGGACAUUGGACACGUAGACAACUCGUUAGCUACGAAGAUGUAGGCAAACACUUUCGAAAAUUCUCAACUUCAUCGUAU
This is a messenger RNA of Boeremia exigua, 1597 nucleotides long. RefSeq lists its product as uncharacterized. The record is from RefSeq and is a predicted model, not a curated record. The transcript is spliced from 5 exons. Bases 164 to 1468 code for a protein of 434 amino acids. Lineage: Eukaryota; Fungi; Ascomycota; Dothideomycetes; Pleosporales; Didymellaceae.